CUGAGUGACAAAGUUCCCAGAAAUAGGCUGUUGACAUCGAGUAGGCAUUACCUCCAAUGAAAAAGGAUGGCACUCAACAGACGGGUGUUAAAGAUCUUUCGCACUUCAGCAUGGAGCCGUGCCUGGCGUAGUCUUGCAGCCUUUUUGCUUGGGCUGCUGCUUGCCUUCGUUUACGGCGCGACAGCACUGUACAUACAGAAUCAAGCGCUUUGGUACUGCAUCAUCACCACGGUAACCAUGGGCGCUUUUGCAGCAUUUGGAAUGGGUCUCUCCCUUAAUGUGCGUGCCAACAUCACGCUCAUGCUUCCCAUGCUGUGCUCCAGGGAGGGUAAAAAAAUCUUGCUCUUCCUCAUCAUCACCCUCGUGGUUCAAGGCCCCUUAAACAACACUGUGAAGAACUUUGACCGAGCAGCAACCAGUAUACUGUGUGGAGCGGAGUUAGCGAUGAACCAAACCCAGCAACUCAUGCAGCGAGCUUCCACUCCACUCCUGCCUGUGCUGGACAAGGUAAGGGAGGUCAGCAGGAAUGCAUACUCACUGGCAGGAAGAGUGCAGAACUUAAUUGGAGCCCUUACAGAGUCUGUACGGCAUAUCUCUCGUUCUCUGAGAAACGUGCUGCACUUCUUGGCGAGCAUUGGCGAUAUCUGUAAUGCCAAGAUGGGGACACCGUAUCAGAAAUGUAACUCAGUGUUCGAUGAGGGCCGUGCUGACUGCAUGGAGCUGCUCUCAGUGUUCAAUUUCCUUUGCCACAUCGUGGAUGGCUUCAGGCCUCUCUGUGGCCUCACACGCGUUGGUGAGCUAUUCUGUGUCAUACCCUCAUACAUUGCCGAGCAUCUGAAGAAAAAGCUGGCUUUCCCAAUUAUUGCAGCAUUCGAUCAAAUGAAGAAAGAGUUUGAGUUCAACAUGUUAGCCUCUGUGCACUUUGAGAUGAAUGUAAACAGCAGUCAGUCUGUGCGUCAAAUGAUUCAAAAGAUCAUGGAGGAAGUGUCACAGGACUGUAACCGGGUCCUGGACAUUAUGGGUCUAUUCACCUAUGUGGGCCUGUUUCUGAUGCUGUUCAUGUACCUACAGGCUGUCUCGUACAAAAAAAAAUACCUUCAUGUAGAUGAUUUUGACAACUGCUACAUAACAGAGGAAUUUGUAGAGAUGGAUCGCAAGUUAUAUAGACAAGGAAAAGCAGCCGUCCUGCCCCUCAGUAAGAAGGAGGCUCUGACCUAUACCACCCCCUACUGCUUGCGGUUGACGGCUCGAGAGAAGAAAACUAUCAUGACCGGCCUGGCGUCUAUGUUUCAGUACAUCAUAAUGGGCUGUGUGGUGAUUGCCUUGGACCACAUGGUGUUCUGGGCGUUUGACAUAUUGCAUCACCAUGCUCAAGAAGAGAUAGUGGCUAAAGCUCCUUUGGUGAUGGAUAUACAAGUAAAUGGCUCUGGUUAUGCUUCUGACAUCUUUAAGGAUAUUAUGGCUUCAUUUGACAUUCUGCAGAAAGGGAACAUUACAAUAGUGAGCAAGAAGUGCAUGAUGGAACCUUUAGAGCCAGAAUACAUGGUCAACCUAUUCAUAGGCCUCCUUUAUGGUCUUGCCAUUUCCCUCGUGCUUGCUGGAGGUUACCUGAAACGGUUGCAGAGGUUUGUGUGCGCACAUUACUACCCGCAGCGAGAGAAAGUAAGGAUUUUGCAUCUCCGCAGUCGUAUCCUCUCUCAGCGUAGCUCAGUGGGGAAAGCGUUACUGCAGGUGGUUGCCAAGGAAAAGGACAAGCAAGGCAAAGGCAGUGUGCUGCAAACUUUGGCACUGCGACUGCCAGGUGGAGUCACCAUAGCCAAAUUCCUGAAACUGUUUGAUAAGUCAUGUCUGGCCUGUGGGACUGUCGUGAAGGCCGAAAACAGCUCUGCCGUGUACAUCUGCUCUACUCAAAAGUGCUCAGGGUAUUUCUGCAUGGAGUGCUUCAGGGUAAUGGGGAACAUCUGUGCUGUCUGUAUGGGGCCCCUAACAUUCCAGGAAGACUAUGAGUAUGAGCUAGACUCCAGUGAUGAGGAGCAAGUGGAUCUGUGGAAGGAAGCUAUGACAUCAACAUACAUCAUUUACAGUGCUGAAAGGAUGGGGCAGAUGAGGAAGCAUGUGUCCAUGGUAACUGAGAACCUUGCAAAAACUAAGAAACGCAGUGAUUCAUCCAGCAGCAACUCACACAGUUGAAGCUUCAGCACUAACCUUACAAGUUUAAAUAAUGUGUUGAGACAGUGAAGAUGAGAUUGAAAGCUUAGUUUGAGAGGACAAAGACAGGACACCAAGGAUAAAUCCAGCAUCAUCUAACUGCAUUUCUGCCUUAACCCAAGAUAUGUACAUGUAUAUGCUUUUUUCUGUAGGUUUAGUGUUUUAAAAAUGCCAUUGUUUUUCAGAUGGUCUAUGAGAAUGUGGUGGGGCUAGUUGGGUGUUGAGUUAUUGCUCUAGUUUUUCAUGGCCUGCGGCUUUGUGGAAUUCCCGGUAUGGGCUCUUCUACACACACACACACACA
Molecule: messenger RNA, 2509 nt
Organism: Clarias gariepinus (North African catfish)
Lineage: Eukaryota; Metazoa; Chordata; Actinopteri; Siluriformes; Clariidae
Gene: dcst2
Product: DC-STAMP domain containing 2
Exons: 17
Coding region: 67-2190 (707 amino acids)
Cellular component (GO): membrane
Source: RefSeq, a predicted model, not a curated record